GACGUGCCCAUGCACGUAUGCAUUGUCAUUCUUUCUUCAUGCCACCAGCAUUCAAAUAAGGAGUUGAAAAGCAGCGCUUAUCUUAUCGAUAAGAUACGUGACCGGCGACGUCAUCGGCCGACUGCCGCUGAAAUGGCUUGCUGCUGCUGCUGCUGCUUCUUCUUCUGCUUCUCCUUCUUCCCUUUUUCUUCUCCCCGAUCCUAUUCCCAUCUCCCUUCGCGCGUGUGACACUCGAGACGAUGGCUCCCGUGCCUGCCUCGCUGCUACGUGCCCUCGCCAUUCCCGAUGCCGCCAAAGCCAGCCUGUCCACCGCUGGACUGGGGUCUGGCUUCACCAGCACCGGUGCAAUCCGCGCCACGGUGCCCGGUCCCAACGCAUCGGGGGAAGAGGAGCGACGAUACUUUGUCAAGACCUCUGCCGACGGUGAGGCCGCGGAGGAGAUGUUCCGUGGGGAGUACGAAUCGCUCAAUGCGAUCGCAACUUCGGUGCCGGGAUUUUGUCCGCGCGCUCUCGCCUGGGGCCCGCUGGAAGAAGGCACCGGGACAAGCUUCUUUCUAGCGACCGAGUUCCUAGACCUCGGCGUAAGUGGCCGUGGAGGCGUGUCAUUGGCACAGCGACUAGGCAAGCUACAUUCGACGCCUGCGCCGCUUGAUCCUGAGACGGGCAGCCGCCGGUUCGGAUUCCCUGUGCCGACGUUCUGCGGGGACACGAGACAGCCCAACCGCUUUUGCGACUCGUGGGCCGAUUUCUAUGCCAACGAGCGGCUGCUGACCAUUCUGGAGACGUCGGAAAUCCGGAAUGGGCGCGAUGCUGGUUUGCGGGAUAUGGUGGAGCGGACGGCGCGAACGGUGGUCCCAACGUUGCUGGGGGAUGGACAUUUAGGCUACGACCGGGAUGGCAAUGGGGAAGGCGUCACGCCUGUCGUGGUGCAUGGGGACCUGUGGAGUGGGAAUGCAGAUCGCGGCCACAUUGUGGGCAGCGGUCGGAAGGAUGAUGAGGAGGCCGGGGACGUGGUCUACGAUCCGUCGGCAUGCUACGCGCACAGCGAGUAUGACCUGGGGAUUAUGAAGAUGUUUGGGGGGUUUGGAUCGGCAUUCUUUACCGCAUAUCACAAGAUCGUGCCCAAGACCGAGCCGGUGGAGGAGUAUGAGGACCGGGUGAGGUUGUACGAGCUGUGAGUGUCGUGUCCGUCUGCUGGUGUUGAUCGUGGGGGAAUUGCUAACAGUCCAGGUAUCAUCAUCUGAACCACCAUGCGAUCUUUGGUGCUGGGUACCGAUCGGGGGCCGUGUCGAUUAUGCAGAAGUUGCUGAGGAAGUACGGGGAGUAAUUAAUUAAUGUUGGGCUUUGGAUGGAAU
Messenger RNA from Aspergillus sclerotioniger CBS 115572, 1355 nucleotides. Its product is annotated as putative fructosamine-3-kinase. The transcript has a single exon. Bases 240 to 1178 code for a protein of 312 amino acids. The record is from RefSeq and is a predicted model, not a curated record. Lineage: Eukaryota; Fungi; Ascomycota; Eurotiomycetes; Eurotiales; Aspergillaceae.